UUUUUAUUUCUGGAUUGGUUUUCUCAGUGGCUGAUCUCUCCAUAGUUUUUCAUUUCCGAAUCGUAUGACGUGGGCUUGUUUAGGGUUUUAAAGUUCAUGUUGAGCUUCUCUGUUGGGUGAAAGUCUUGCAAGUGAAGAAUUAAUGGCGGAAGAAGGUUCAGUGAGGCGUAGAGCUGGAUUAAUUGCCACGGAUUCGUCCGAAUCGAGAUGGGUUUUUCAGGAUGAAGACGAUUCGGAUGCUGAAGACCAAGAGGAUUUACAUCCCCAAAUGAGUUUCGAUUCCGAAGAAGAAGAAAAUGCGGAGCAAAGGCUCAUCAGGACGGGUCCCCGGAUUGAUUCCUUCGAUGUUGAGGCCCUCGAGGUCCAUGGCGCUCAGAGAAACGACGACGAUGACUUUACCAUAGGCAGGAAGAUCGUGCUGGCUUUUCAGACACUCGGAGUUGUAUAUGGUGAUGUUGGAACAAGUCCAUUAUAUACCUUCAGUGUUAUGUUCAACAAGUCUCCAAUUCAUGGGGAGGAAGAUGUUCUUGGAGCCUUGUCGCUGGUUUUAUAUACUUUAAUCUUGAUAUCACUGAUCAAGUAUAUUCUUGUUGUUCUUUGGGCCAAUGAUGAUGGUGAAGGUGGUACAUUUGCUUUAUAUUCAUUGAUUUGUAGGCAUGCAAAUGUCAGUCUUCUCCCAAAUCAGCAACCAUCUGAUGCUCGCAUUUCAAGUUUCAGGCUAAAAGUUCCAUCUCCAGAACUUGAGAGGUCACUGAAAAUUAAGGAGAAGCUUGAGUCUUCGCUAACACUGAAAAAACUUCUUCUGAUGUUAGUGCUUCUGGGUACUUCUAUGGUGAUAGCCAAUGGAGUUGUUACUCCAGCAAUGUCAGUGAUGUCAGCUGUGGGUGGUCUAAAGGUUGGAAUACCUGGAAUUAAGCAAGAUCAGGUGGUGAUGAUUUCAGUUGCAUUUCUGAUAAUUUUGUUCAGCGUACAGAAGUUUGGGACAAGCAAAGUAGGACUUGCUGUAGGCCCUGCUUUAUUCAUAUGGUUUUGUUCCCUUGGGGGAAUUGGGGUCUACAACCUAAUAAAAUAUGGUAGAAGUGUGUUUCGGGCUUUUAAUCCCGUGUACAUCUAUUACUUCUUCAAAAGGAACUCAACCCAUGCUUGGUUGUCCCUUGGGGGUUGUCUUCUGUGUGCAACAGGUUCAGAGGCUAUGUUUGCAGAUCUUUGCUACUUUUCAGUCAGAUCAGUUCAGCUCACAUUUGUGUUUCUGGUUCUGCCUUGCCUUCUGUUGGGAUACCUAGGUCAAGCUGCGUACCUCAUGGAGAACUUAACUGUAUCUGAUCAAGUUUUCUUCUAUUCCAUUCCAAGUGGUGCAUUCUGGCCAGUCUUUUUCAUAGCUACUAUUGCUGCAUUGAUUGCUAGUCGAGCAAUGACAACAGCCACAUUUUCAUGCAUAAAACAAUCAACAGCGCUUGGUUGUUUUCCUCGCCUUAAAAUCAUUCACACUUCUCGAAAGUUGAUGGGUCAGAUUUACAUUCCAGUCAUUAAUUGGUUUCUACUGGUAUCCUGCGUGGUGCUUGUCUGCAGCUUUUCAAGCAUAAAUGAGAUCGGAAAUGCAUAUGGCAUUACGGAGCUUGGGGUGAUGAUGACCACAACAAUCUUGUUACCCAUUGUUAUGCUUCUUAUAUGGCAGAUAAAUAUCAUCAUUGUGCUGAGUUUUCUGGUUUUCUUCCUCGGGUUGGAACUGACUUUCUACUCUUCAGUUUUAUGGAGUGUGGGAGAUGGAAGUUGGGUCAUAUUGGUUUUUGGGGCAAUUUUGUUUUUGAUAAUGUACAUCUGGAAUUAUGGGAGCAAGCUCAAGUAUGAAACUGAAGUCAAACAAAAGAUGUCAAUGGAUCUGUUGCGGGAGCUUGGUUGCAACCUUGGGACAAUUAGAGCUCCUGGUAUUGGCUUGCUUUAUAAUGAGCUAGUUCAGGGUACACCAGCAAUAUUUGGCCAUUUCUUGACCACUCUUCCUGCAAUCCACUCUAUGAUCAUUUUCGUGUGCAUAAAGUAUGUUCCAGUUCCUGUAGUGCCUCAAAGUGAAAGAUUUCUGUUCCGGCGGGUCUGCCCAAAGAGCUAUCACAUAUUCCGCUGCAUUGCUAGGUACGGUUACAAGGAUGUGCGUAAAGAGAAUCAUCAGACUUUUGAGCAGUUGCUAAUUGAGAGCCUCGGGAAGUUCAUCCGUCGUGAAGCUCAGGAGAGGUCAUUGGAGACUGAUGGGGAUGAUGACAUGGAGUCUGAAGAUGAGGCAUCUAGUUCAAGGGUUCUAGUUGCUCCCAAUGGUAGUGUUUACUCACUUAAUGUUCCACUUUUGGCUGAUUUCAACUGCUCAGACAGGACCUUCUCAGAAGUAGGCACCUCAACUGAGGUGAGGCCGGUCCAUGUCUCAGACCUAUCAGUAUCUGAUACAGAGCAGAGUCUUGAAUGGGAGCUCUCCUUCAUACGGAAGGCCAAAGAAUCUGGGGUUGUUUAUCUUCUUGGACAUGGAGAUAUUAGAGCAAGGAAAGACUCAUGGUUUAUCAAGAAACUGGUCAUAAACUACUUCUAUGCAUUUUUGAGAAAGAACUGUAGAAGGGGGAUUGCAAAUUUGAGUGUGCCUCACACAAAUCUGAUGCAGGUCAGCAUGACCUACAUGGUCUGAUGUCUAAGGUUGAAUUUAGGGGGCCAAUGCAAGAUUUCAACUAUUUUUGGACAUAAAAGGUUGAUUGUGGUGGUGAGUUCAAAAGGGCCAUGGAUCAAAAUGAAUUUGUUUGGUUCAGUGCUGAAGCACUCAACAUUAACAGAGUCCAGGUCAGAUGUGGUGCCAUAGAAUGAUCUUUUACUGCUAUUCUUGUCCACUUGAAUGCAACAUGGGUUUGGAUAUGCCAACCACUGAAGUUUCCUCACUCUAUUAAUUGGAAUUUGUAGUUUUUCAUUUAGGGUUUACUGUAAGAAGAGAAAUAUAGGUAGACCUUGUAAUUACUAUUUUUAAGGUGAUGUGAAUUAGCCACCCGCACCCCCCCAUCCCAAACCCUAAAUGUAGCUCUUCUUGUAGUAAAAUAAAUUCCUUUGUAUCCAAGCAUAAGUUGUUACAAGCGAGCUGA
Molecule: messenger RNA, 3107 nt
Organism: Telopea speciosissima
Lineage: Eukaryota; Viridiplantae; Streptophyta; Magnoliopsida; Proteales; Proteaceae
Product: potassium transporter 7-like
Exons: 10
Coding region: 143-2665 (840 amino acids)
Biological process (GO): potassium ion transmembrane transport
Cellular component (GO): vacuolar membrane; plant-type vacuole
Molecular function (GO): potassium ion transmembrane transporter activity
Source: RefSeq, a predicted model, not a curated record